UCGCGCGGCACGCGGCGCACCGUACGCACGGGUUUCGCGUUGCGUUUAAAUUUAUUUAUAUAUAGAAUACAUUUAUAUAUAUAUUCUUACUAACUAUAAUUCUAUCUAUCUUCUAUAUUAUAUAUUUUCAAUUAACUAUAUAUACAUAUAUUAAAUUACGAUCGAAGUAUCUGUCAACAGACGUAAUCAUAAUCACUAUCAUCUAGCGCGCUCUUGAAACGACAUCUACUAGACUUAAGAUUUAAGAUCCUCCAGCAUCCCUACACACGUUCUUGACAGCUGUUAUCAGUAUCUCCAGCUGACAGUGAUCUACACAUGGACUCACGUCAAUGAAUACGUAGGAAGCAGACAUAUUUCUUGGAAGUAAAGCGACCCUGCAACACAAACUAACUCUUCGGGAAGGAUCAAGAUGCUUUUUAGAGAACCGGAACAAUCAAUCAGAGUAGCAAGUAGUAAAGUAAUAAAUAUAAUUUAAAGUCAAAAACAAAUGGUCAGCAAAGUCAGAGAAAACAAAAAACUAAAGAAUAAGGAAAAUAUAAAAAGUAUAAGUUGAGUUUAAUGACUGCCAUAAAGUACCUUGAAGAAGCAACUCUUUUAAUUCAAAACUUUACUAAAGUCAUAAGUCUUUGUGAGAGAAUCCAGUGGCAGAGCAAAGUGGACGUAGGUUCAGGUGCAAUUUAAGAUUUAAAAUAAAAAAAUCCACUCUAGGAUAUUCACUUAGUCUAGUUAAAAACAAAAACAAUAGAAGAAGAAGAAGAAGAAGACAAAGAAGAAGAAUAAAAAUAGUAUUGUUAGUUUUUUAAAUAAUUUAUUUGACAAUAAAGUUCAGAAAGAAUCUCCAGUUGUUUCUUAUCCAUUUUUAAGACUUUCUACGUCUGUGAUACAGAAAGAGAAGUGAAGUAGAAGAAUAGAAUUGGAGACGUCUCAAUGCGCCGCAAUUAAACGGCCACUCUGUUCAAAGUGUGACUAAUCUGCUUGGAGAAAAAAAUAUAAAAUAUAAAGAAGCUGCAAAGAAUAUAAAAAACAGGAAGAAAGAAAGAAAGUUGAGUAAAGUGAAAGGAGUGAGACGAGAUAAAAUAAAAAAAAGGGCGAUCUGAAGCAAACGAUCGUUAAAGGAAUGCGAGAGAGGAGCGUUCUUGAGAUUCUUUCGUCCACUUCCGGUCGUUUGAGGUGGAUAUUCGAGUGACUCGCGUUCUAUCAAUUUCUUUAUACUCCCUCACAUCCUUAACAUUAUGCUGAUCAUUCAACGGCCAGGACAAAGGUAGUUCGUGCGGAUGAGUGCCCGGAGGCUUUACCGUUCGCCGAUUUAAACGAUCGGCGGAUGGACAGCCUCGCUUCGGGAAAGCCUAGUACGUAAAAAGGAAAACAGCCACCGCAAAAUCAGUCAGUUGUUCUGAAGAUACGAGAAAGGAAGGAAGGAAGGAAGGAGUUUUGAAUAACCGGCUUAAGUUGUAGUCUUCACAUUAACGCAAAUUAUAAGACAAAUUGCAACGUCACGUUGUUGCGACACAACUAGUGCAUACAUACAUAAAUUAUAUAUUUAUUCAACGGAAGCUUCCACAUAUAAAAUGAUGUUUUUUCCCCGUCAUAAAGCAAUGCAAUUUUAAAUCCCGUGUUGGUUUAACUUUUUUUCUUGAAGAGAAAUAAAGAUAUAGACACACGGUCAGUGUCAUUUAGUCCGUCGUCUCGGUAACACACCUACGAUAAAUCCACCUCCUUUUAAAGGUGGAUAAUAAAUUAUUAGCAGUUUAUUUAACUUGGCUGAAUUACUGCCAAUACUCCCAUUAUUCUCAGUGCCUUUAACGGAUUAUCCGUUUUAUCGUGUCUUCAUAAAAGCUCUUAUAUUUUAAUUUAAAAUAUAACUCAUUUACAAGACCGAUUUAAAUAUAUUUUUUUAUUUAUAAAACGUGAUCUUGUAAAGUUGAGACUUUGACUGCAAGUGUAAUUAUUUCUACUGGAAGUUUAUGUGCGGGAAAGUGUCGAGUGAAGUUUUGUUUUUAAAAUCUAAUGGAUUAACCAUUUAAUUAAUCGAAAAAUAGUGUGCCGCGUUUUUUAUUUAAGUUACUUAACAUUUAAAUUAGUGAGUGAGUUUAUAUUUAAGAGCAACAGUGAAGAUGAUGCUCUAUAUUAUAUUUUUUUCUCUUCUGACCAACAUCUUGGCUACUAAGCCACACUCUUUAAUGUACGCCGACGAUAAAGUGCAAAAUUAUCUAAUGAAAUUCGGGUAUUUACCAGAAAGUGAUCUGGAGACAGGAAAUCUUAGAACAGAUGACCAAUUAAGAGAAGCUGUCAAAGAUCUGCAGAGGUUUGGCGGUAUUAAAGUGACAGGGGAAAUCGACGAAGCGACACAGAAGCUGAUGAAGGCCCGACGUUGCGGUCUAUCAGACAAGCCCGACCCACGCUUCGAGAGAUCAAGACAUAAGAGGUUUACAAUUCACGGGCAACAUUGGCCGUACAAAAAUCUCACCUGGAGUUUGCGGACAGAGCGACCAAGUGGAUUAGAUCCCUAUGGGGUAAGACAAGAAUUAAGCCGUGCACUGGAUCUAUGGGCGAGAAAUUCAAAGCUUACAUUUCAAGAAGUCAACAGCGAUCGUGCAGAUAUUCUCAUAUAUUUUCAUCGAGGAUAUCACGGUGAUGGUCAUCCUUUCGAUGGACGUGGACAAAUAUUAGCACAUGCUUUUUUUCCGGGUCGCGAUCGUGGAGGUGACGCGCACUUUGAUGAAGAAGAAAUAUGGCUGCUGCAAGAUGACGACAAUGAAGAAGGAACAAGUUUAUUUGCGGUAGCAGCUCACGAGUUUGGUCACUCGUUAGGUCUCGCCCACAGUUCGGUACGUGGUGCGCUUAUGUACCCGUGGUACCAAGGGAUCUCUCAGAACUAUGAAUUACCCGAGGAUGACAGAAAUGGCAUACAACAAAUGUAUGGCUCUCCAGAGGGUAAACUUUGGGCAAAUUUACCUGGAGCUUCAGGUCCAUCUCAACCAUAUCAUCCGCGACUUACAACAUCGACAACUACAACAACUACAACUACGACUCCAAGGCCACGAACAACCCAAAAGUACUGGAGAACGUGGCCCACUAGGCCAAACAGUUAUCCAGAUGAAAGAGAACGAGAACGAGAUAGAGACAGGGAGAGAGAAAGAGAAAGAGAAAAGGAGAGAGAGCGGGAAAGAGAAAGAGAAAGAGAAAGGGAAAGAGACAGAGAACGAGAAAGAGAGAGAGAUAGAAAUGGAGAUAGGCCAGAUUACAAGCCUCAGGAUCGUUAUCCUUACAAGCCAGAUUACAGAACAGAAAUACCAGAGAGACCGAAUUGGCCCGAGAGACCGACAUGGCCUAAACGACCGGGAUGGCCUGAGAAACCAAAUAAACCUCAUCGGCAUCAUACGACAACUACUACCACAACAAUUUUACCACCGCCACAACGACCGAGACAUCGUUCGACUCCAAAACCCAGGAAUGAUACUCCUGAUAAAUGUGAUACCAGCUAUGACGCUAUUAGUAUCAUUCGGCGAGAAGUCUUUAUCUUCAAGGGAAGAUAUUUCUGGAGGAUAGGAGACCAUGGAUUAUAUGAGGGCUACCCAGCAGAAAUAGUCCGUCUAUUUGAUCUGCCCGAAGAUCUCGACCAUGUGGACGCAGUUUACGAACGACUAGACAAGAAAAUAGUAUUUUUCAUAGGAAGAAAUUAUUACGUCUUCAACGCAAACAAACUUGAGCCCGGGUAUCCACGAUCGCUCAGUACUCUGGGUCUUCCCGAUAGUCUAGAGAAAAUUGACGGAGCCAUGGUUUGGGGUCAUAAUAGUAGAACUUAUUUCUUCAGCGGCACUAUGUACUGGAGGUUUGAUGAAUCCAUAAAUUAUGUCGAAUUGGAUUACCCAAGAGACAUGAGUAUGUUCGCAGGCGUUGGCAACAAUAUCGACGCCGUAUUUCAAUGGAAAAAUGGUAAAACAUAUUUCUUCAAAGGUAAAAAGUUUUGGGAAUUUGAUGAUCUUCGAAUGAGAGUUGUACACGAAAAACCAAAACUUUCAGCACCAUUUUGGAUGGGAUGUCCACCGGAAAUAGAUACAAAUGACAUUGAUUAUAACCCAAGACGAGCAAAAAUAGUCAAUACAGUUAGUACAGGAAAUAAACAAACCAUGACAUUAUCAUUAUUGAUUUCUCUACUUGUUGCAUCAAUAAUUAUGAGAAUCACUUAGCUCACGUAAUUUUAAUUUUAUUAUUUGUAAAUUUAAAAAAAAAAAAACUGAAAAAGACAAUCGACAAUUUGUCGUGAAUUACUUUUUACUAUAAAUUUUUACCGCCUAAUCAUUUUUUAUAAAUAAUUACUGCCAAAAAAUGAAUAAAUUUAAAACUAAGAAUAAAAAAAUUUUAAUGAAAUACCAGGCCUGCCUUUGAAUAUUAAUGGAUAAAUAAUCUAUUUUAAAAUUUAAAAAUCAAAAAUAUUUUAUAAAUAAAAUGUGUAUGUAAUUUUAUUAGCCAUUAUAUGUAACUUAAUAUUUUAUUUAUGUAUUGGUGUAUACGAAGAUAAUAACUUCCGUCCCAUGAUGUUGAAGUGAAAAAACAUUUGAAAAAAAAAAAAAAAUAAAGUAAUUAAAAUAAUUAAAUAUUAAUUCUCAAAGCACAUACCCGUGUAAAAAAAAUUGAUGAAAAAGUGUAGAAUAUUUUAAAAUUCAAAACGUGACACGACGACGAAUUUUUUAAUUUCUCGCUAUGAAAAUUGAAAAUUUUCAAAAAAAGGGAAGUUGUUGGUUUCAGUCCGAUACACAGGUCCAAAAAAAAAAAAAAAGUGAUGUGUGCUGGGUGUCAGACUAUGAUUUUCUGAAGUAUUUUUUCCCGCUGAAUACGAAUCCGAACUCAGAAUUGGGGGUCAAACUGCAAAUAUUUGAGAAAAACCCAAAAAUCACGACGAUACUGAAGUUAGCCGACAACUAAUAAUUUUUGGACUUUUUUUUAAAUAAUAAAUCAUAAAAAAAAAAUGUUUGAAAAAAUUGCACUUAUAGUUUUUUAAAUUUUCUACACGUGCAUAUUUUUAGUUUUUUUUUUUUUUGGGUAAUUAAUUCAUUGAAAAGAAAAUCCGAAAAUUACUAAUUGUCUGCUAACUUCAGGACCAUAAAAUCGCAAUAUAGUUUUUUUUGUACGACGAUAACGUUCUUAUAGAUUUCCUCAUUUUCUGGUCGUAGAAAGUUAUUUUGAGCAUUUUUACUUGACGGCAAUCGAAAAGACUCACCAAGAUUUAGAACUGAAUAGAUUUUGAAGUCGAUCAGUCGAGUAGUAUACGAGUUAUAUGAAAAAUAAGAAUUUUUUUGAGGUUUUUUUCGUAUAACUUAUAAACCACUUACCCAACUUGCCUCAGAAUGUAAUCAGUUCAAAUUCUUGGUAACUCUUUCGAUUGCCGCCAAUCGGUUGAUUCGUUCCAAAGGUAUCGUCGGACAAAAAUUAUUUUAUUUUCCAAAAAAAUGUAUGUUCUUUCGGUCCAAUAGUUUUUUGAGCUCAAAAUUUUCUGAGUUCGAAAACAACGGGAAGAUUUGGGCUCGGCGCAGGGUCGAGAAGGCACCCAAACAUGCCUUAAAAAAUUGCUAUUGUAAUAUUUUGAAGCUUAGAAUAGUCAACACUUUUUCAACGAUUUUUUUUACACGUACAAGUGCAUCAGUUUUAUAAACUGUGAUAUAUAAUUAUAACACAAGAAAGCUAAAUAAAAUAGUAAAAAAAAGUAAAUAAUUGUAAUAAUAAUAAAAUAUAAAAUGUAACAUGGGAUAAGAUGGAAGUGCUCCCAAAAUAAAAUAAUACAUUUUAUAAAGUCAAAAAUUUUAUAAAAUAUUUAUACUUAGAACGGCCUUAUUGCCUUGUAAUUUUUAUAUAUUGUAAUCUUUUGUAAAAGUUUUUGAGCUUUUUAUAAUAAAUAAUAAUUGAACAAGUAUUUUUUAAAAUAAAAUAAAAUAAAAUUUUAUCUAUUCCCCUGAUUAAACAAAAUGAUUCACUCAAUGAUGAAUGUAUAUCUAUAUAGUCGUAAAAUUGAAUCGUUUUGAAUUGUUUUGAAUCGUUUCUUUUAAUCAGGGCAAGUCUUCUUAAAGUGUCGAAUAGUUUUUAGAAGUCUGGGAUCAUUAUGACUUACGACUUAUUCGUAUUAAAUAAAAUAUUAAUAUUCGAUUCGCAAUUCGAAUUAUUUAUUAAUAAAUUACUGUAAAAAUGUUUAUAAUUUACCGCGUGUAAGUUUGAAUUCAACAGUUAAAAUUUCAAUCAAUUGUUUUAAUUACAAUCGAAUAAUUCAAAAAAUUACGAUUUUUUUUAAGUCGAAUAUUAAUAUUCGAUUUAAUUUUAUCACUAUUCGCACAUCUCUAAUUGUAUUAAAAUAUUGAACCACAAAGACUUGAAAAAAAAAAAUUGUACUACAAAAAUGAAGUUCCAAAAAAUCCAAUUUU
Messenger RNA from Microplitis mediator, 6413 nucleotides. RefSeq names its product matrix metalloproteinase-2 (gene Mmp2). Gene Ontology annotation, biological process: collagen catabolic process; proteolysis; extracellular matrix organization. Gene Ontology annotation, cellular component: extracellular matrix. The coding region runs from base 2115 to 4190 and encodes 691 amino acids. The record is from RefSeq and is a predicted model, not a curated record. Lineage: Eukaryota; Metazoa; Arthropoda; Insecta; Hymenoptera; Braconidae. The transcript has 12 exons. Gene Ontology annotation, molecular function: zinc ion binding; metalloendopeptidase activity.